GGAAGCCCACUUGAUAAGCGAUCUCUGCCCCACAGGACUUGGGAGCAGGAUUCCUUGCAGUAGUGCAGCAGAUGUGCUUAUAGCAAGGCAUCGUAGGGAAGGCCGGGGUUUUUGCCCAGCUCCAGGGGACCAUCGGGCGGCCUGUGCUCGCAAGACGACAGGGUCAUGCAGCAGAAACAGGCCAGGACUCAGUCAGGCGCGCUGCGUGAGCGCGAUCCAGACAGGUUCUACUGCCCGUAUCCCAACUGCACGCGAUCUUUCGCGGAGCUAUGGAGGCUCAAGGUGCACUAUCGGGCUCCGCCUGAUGCGAGAGGGAGCGGCAAGGAGAGAGGGCACGGCUGCGAGCUGCAAUUCUGUCCAAAGUGUGCCAAGGAGUUGAAGGCAGGCAAGCAUCAUGUCGGAUGCUUCGCAGGCAGGGCUGGCGCGAAGCAGGCAGCGAAGCGUUCCAAGGCACAGGAAGAUUUCGGGAAAACCCAAACAGUGGAGAUAGACAUGAAACGGCGAUGCAGCGCACCUGUCGGGGGCGACUGGAGAUUACCACCGGCACUGCCAGAGGACUUCUCCGCAGCGCUGGACGCAUGCCGCCCCAGCUAUCCGCACCCCAUUCAGUCGCAGAGCAGAGGCGCCUCCUCGCAAGACAGCGAGGCGUCGCAACCCCUGCAGCCCAGCCAAAAGAAGCGGCGGACGGUGGACGGGAGGAUACAGAUUGGGGAGGAGGAGGGGGGCCUGGUGCGCUGCCAGAGCACGAGUCUGGCGGACCUGCACCUGAGCGGCUGCGGCCAUUUCUCUAUGGACUCCUGCGCCGAUGUUCUCCUGCCUGAGCCCCACCCCUGCACCUCCGGCUCUGAAGGCACCCCGGGCGGGCCGCUACACCGCACAAUAUCGGCGCCACCGCUGGCGAGUGCCCUGCCGCAGCAGCGGAGCAUGAAGGAGUCCCUCUUCGACUUCACCAGCAUCUUUGACGGGGACGUGCUUGCCGACUCGCCGCCGCCGCAGCACAAGCGGCCGCCCGCCGUCUGCAACAUCCACGCCACCUCAGCCUCCGACGUGUUGCUGGAGCUGCCGGGCUUCUGCGGGCUGUACGACGACGACCACAUAAUGCGCGCCAUGAUCGUCGAGCUGGCCGGCACCGCGCCGCAGCCGCCGCAGCAGCCGCACCACCGCCGCUACGGCAGCGCGCACCCCACCUGCUGGGAUCAUGACAUGCACGCCAUGGACUCGCAGGUGGCACGCGAUUCGCACACGCUGACAUCAGCGCACAGCGCGCCGCACCGUCACACGCCGCCGCUAUCGCCGGCCGGGCCGCUGCCGCUCGACGCGCUGCUAGGAUUUUCUGGGACGUCCGGUGAGUCAUCGCCGCAGCACAGCGGGCCCAGCAUGGCGGCAUGCGGCAGUUCGGCGUCCGGCCGCGGAAGUGCGAGUCUUCACACGCAGCCGCACUCGCCGCCGCUGCCGCAAUUCCCCAGCUUUGGGGAUGACCUCAACUACCUGCAGGAUGGGCGGUUUGGCUGGCACGACAAGCACAUCCUGUCGCCGCCGGAGCACCCCUACUUCUCCCUGGAAGCCUACUCCACCCACAAGCACCGCAGCAUGGAUGGGAGGGGAAAGCAGCAGCACCAGUCAGGGGGCUACAUGGGAAAUCUGGAGCCAGCCCCUCUGUCCCCAGACACCCUCAUGCACCCCGCUGACAGCGACUCCAGGAGGUGGAGUCCCUUGUCGGAGCAGACUCAAACCUUCCGCCACUGCUGAGGCCGGAAGCCAUACAGUACCGCCAGCUCUCUGCAGC
Coccomyxa subellipsoidea C-169 is the source of this 1786-nucleotide messenger RNA. RefSeq lists its product as hypothetical. The coding region runs from base 166 to 1749 and encodes 527 amino acids. The transcript has 10 exons. The record is from RefSeq and is a predicted model, not a curated record. NCBI's taxonomy places the organism in Eukaryota, Viridiplantae, Chlorophyta, Trebouxiophyceae, Coccomyxaceae.